CAGCAGCUGAGACAGCACCAGGUCUGAGCCGCUGCAUCCCGCCCAGUCGGUCUCCGCCCGUCGGCUUCGACUUCGGGGCUCCAAAGGAUGGAGGAUUCCCAGGAGACAUCGCCGUCCUCCAACAACUCCUCUGAAGAGCUCAGCUCUGCCCUGCAGCUGUCCAAGGGCAUGUCCAUCUUCCUCGACAUACUGAGGAGAGCUGACAAAAAUGAUGAUGGAAAAUUGUCCUUUGAGGAAUUUAAAGCAUAUUUUGCAGAUGGAGUUCUCAGUGGAGAAGAACUACAUGAGCUCUUCCACACCAUUGACACACACAAUACCAACAAUCUUGACACAGAAGAACUGUGUGAAUAUUUUUCUCAGCACUUGGGUGAAUAUGAGAAUGUACUGGCUGCACUUGAAGACCUGAAUCUCUCCAUCCUGAAGGCAAUGGGCAAAACAAAGAAAGACUACCAAGAAGCCUCCAACUUGGAACAAUUUGUCACUCGAUUUCUGUUGAAGGAGACCUUAAAUCAGUUGCAGUCUCUCCAGAACUCUUUGGAAUGUGCCAUGGAAACUACUGAGGAGCAAACCCGUCAAGAAAGGCAAGGCCCAGCCAAACCGGAAGUCCUGUCUAUUCAGUGGCCUGGAAAGCGAUCCAGCCGCCGUGUGCAGAGACACAACAGCUUUUCCCCCAACAGCCCGCAGUUCAAUGUUAGCAGUCCAGCGUUGUUAGAAGAAGACAACCAGUGGAUGACCCAGAUAAACAGACUCCAGAAAUUAAUUGAUAGACUGGAAAAGAAGGAUCUGAAACUUGAGCCCUUGGAAGAAGAAGUUAUUGAAGAGAGCACUAAACCUCACAUCAUGCUCGUGCAGCGCCAGAUGUCCGUGACAGAAGAUGAUCUGGAAGAGUUCCAGCUUGCUCUGAAACACUACGUGGAGAGCGCCUCAGCCCAAAGUGGGUGCCUGCGCAUCUCUAUACAGAAGCUUUCAAACGAAUCUCGCUACAUGAUUUAUGAGUUCUGGGAGAACAGCAGUGUGUGGAAUCGAGUUCUGGGAGUCCAGAAUGAGUAUGAUGAGGGAUCCUUAGAAACAGAACAAGUGGGUGGAUCCUCAGAUCAAGAUGAGGAGUGGAGUUGA
Molecule: messenger RNA, 1116 nt
Organism: Peromyscus eremicus (cactus mouse)
Lineage: Eukaryota; Metazoa; Chordata; Mammalia; Rodentia; Cricetidae
Gene: Necab1
Product: N-terminal EF-hand calcium binding protein 1
Exons: 12
Coding region: 88-1116 (342 amino acids)
Biological process (GO): regulation of amyloid precursor protein biosynthetic process
Cellular component (GO): cytoplasm
Molecular function (GO): calcium ion binding
Source: RefSeq, a predicted model, not a curated record